AUGGCGGCGAUGGCUCUGGGACCCGUAGAGGCCGCCGCGGCCGCUCAUGCCCUGUCCCUGCCGGCUGAGGCCUUCGGUAAUGAUCCCCGCGUGGAGCUGGCCUGGGCCAUGAAGGCUCACCAGCACGCCCAGGUCUACUUCAAUCUCAUCUCCUCUGUGGACCCCAAAUUCCUCAAGCUCACCAAAGUCGAUGACCAAAUCUACAGCGAGUUCAGGGAGACCUUCAGGGAUCUCAAAAUCGAUGUGCUUGACCCAGAAGACCUCAAAUCAGAGCCUGCCAAGGAGAAAUGGAGACCCUUCUGCCUGCGCUUCAAGGGGCUGGUGGAGGACUUCAACUAUGGCACCCUGCUGAGGCUGGACUGCAGCAAGGACUACACUGAGGAGAACACCAUCUUUGCCACCAGAAUCCAGUUUUUUGCCAUCGAAAUCGCUCGGAACAGGGAGGGCUGCAACAGCCUCGUCUACAGCAGUGCCAGGGCUCCAGCUGCAGAAGUGGCAUCAGGCUGAGGAUGGCACAGAGUCACCUGGCACCGACACGAGGAGUGGCAGCAAGGUCCCUGCCUGGGCUUGGGUAGCUGUUUGGAGGGGCAGAGCUGAGCUGUAGCUGCCCUCCCUGUGCUGCCCAGCUUGAGACUGUAAAUAAAGGUUGGUUUUGU
This is a messenger RNA of Indicator indicator, 656 nucleotides long. It is a transcript of the gene PBDC1, whose product is annotated as polysaccharide biosynthesis domain containing 1. Lineage: Eukaryota; Metazoa; Chordata; Aves; Piciformes; Indicatoridae. Bases 1 to 507 code for a protein of 168 amino acids. Gene Ontology annotation, cellular component: cytoplasm. The transcript is spliced from 6 exons. The record is from RefSeq and is a predicted model, not a curated record.